AUGGGUGGCCCAAUGGGAGGAAUGAUGGGCGGACCGAUGGGCGGAAUGAUGGGUCAAGGCUACGGGUCGCCAAAGAUUGAAAUCGGCCAGAAGUUGUCCAACUCAAUAUACGCAAACAUUUGCAGUAUUAUUGUUAUUUUGUUAACUGGUCAACUGUUUUUAAAUACUUGUGUCAAUGCUGCCAAUUAUGAUGAAGAAAUUGAAUUUGUAGAUCUAGAAAAAAAUUAUCAAAAACAGUACGCUGAAUGCUGCGAAAGCGGGAAGAAACAGGCAACUACUAAAGGCUACUGCUCGGGCAGCAACCAGAUCACCGAGUGCAAGUCCCUCUCUGAGUUGUGCUGCCUAGAGCAGCUGUCACUGCGAGAAUGCCAGGCCGGCGUGAACCCCGGUUCGUACAGCUGUUCUCGUUGCAAGUCGGGUUUCAGCUUUGACGAGCAGCUGGCCGUCUGCCGAGACGUGAACGAGUGCGAUCAGCAGCCGUAUCCCUGCAAGGCCGGCCAGUCCUGUCGAAACCUGGUGGGCAGCUUCCGGUGCUCUUGUCAGGUGGGCUACGAAAUGGACCGGGGCGGGUACUGCGUGGACGUGAACGAGUGCCAGCUGGGCACGCACAACUGCCACGAGUCGCUGCGCUGCGACAACACCAUUGGCAGCUUUCACUGCGUCAGGGUGCAGGACUGCGGCACCGGGUACACCAUCAACGCCGACCAGGACGUCUGCGAGGACGUGGACGAGUGCGUCCUGGGCACGCACGACUGCCUCCUGCCCGGCUACCGGUGCCGCAACACACAGGGCUCAUUCAAGUGCGAGCUGGUCGGCUGUCCGCAGGGGCUGGCCCUGAACGCCACCAGUGAAAGCUGUGUGCAGGCUGGGGGGCUGUGCCCCACCGGGCAGCGGUACAAUGGAACUCUGGGGCGGUGCCUCUCUCACGACCCCUGUCUUUCCGGUCCGUGUAAGCUUUCGGAGCAGUGCAUUUCACUGCCAGAAAACGCUGAAACUGGUUACGAGUGUGGCCCACUCUGUCCACCGGGUUACCACUACAACGCCACUAGCAAAAGCUGCACCGACGUGGACGAAUGCGCCACUGGGCAGUUUGAAUGUGGCCCCCACCAGGAUUGCGUCAACCUGGCCGGGCACUACGAUUGCGCCUGUCUUCCGGGCUUUCAGAUGGACUCCAGCCGCGCUUGUGUGGACGUGAAUGAGUGCACGGCGGAGUGGUGGCUUUGCCAACACCCGCACAAGUGCACCAACACCGUUGGCUCCUUCAGCUGUGCUGAGUGUCAUCCGGGCUUCACUUACAACCAGCUCACCGGACAGUGUGAUGAUGUGGAUGAAUGCUCUAAUACUGCCUAUUCUUCAACCUGUGAGCAGGUUUGCGUCAACACGCCGGGCUCUUAUCAGUGCGGCUGUCGGCAGGGUUAUCGUCUGGCAGCGGACGGAAAGUCCUGCCUGGAUGUGGAUGAGUGUGAGCUGAUGAAGAGUGAAAAGUACCUAAGUUUGCCAGCGAGCGAGAUGAACACCGUCGUUGAUGUGGCCAAAAUCAAAGCUUGCAAGAGAGCUUGCUUCAACACAGUGGGCAGUUUUGAGUGCAAGUGCCCAAGUGGAUUUAGAAGCUACCGAGAGCGAUGCUACGACAUCAACGAGUGCAUUGAAAACACUCGACUUUGUUCGAGUGUUGACGAAAGCAUUUGCGUCAACACUUUUGGUGGAUUUGAGUGCCAGGUUAUUCAGUGUCCGCCUGGGUACAACAAAACUACAACAAACAAGAG
This is a messenger RNA of Rhagoletis zephyria (snowberry fruit fly), 1766 nucleotides long. The record is from RefSeq and is a predicted model, not a curated record. NCBI's taxonomy places the organism in Eukaryota, Metazoa, Arthropoda, Insecta, Diptera, Tephritidae.